AUGAGCCAGCAAUUCCCCUGGGGCUCUUCAAGUCAGCAACCCAGCGGACGGCGUGGCCUUACUCCCAUUUCAACCGCCUUCACCUCGACACGCUCCAACUCGGCUGCCAACAGCCCCUCGCGAUCCUCCUUCUCGCCCGUCAACAAUCCGCCUUCGGUCGCAUCGUCCGGCACCCGGCGCAUCAUCAGCCGCACCUCGUCCGCCUCGUCGACGUCGUCACCCUUCUCGCCGUCGCAAUCCGGAUUACAGCAGCAGCACACCCAGGGCCAGCUGCUGUCCUCCGGGCGCUCAAGAACCAUAGCUUCCCAAGGCGCCUCACACUUUGCUUCCUCCGCCGCGGCUUUGCCUUCCGCAUCGCAAGGUGGUGGAGGUGCGCCAAGCACCAGCGGCGGAGGGAGCUCCAAGGUAGCUCGCGCUUCGCCCUCACUAUCGCAGUCGGGCAACAUCGGCUCGCCGAGCAGCACGUCGACCGCAUCGGCUCCGUCUGGCCAGUCGCUUGCCAAAAUCGUCAUCGCACAAGUCUUUCUGCUCCUGAGCUCGCUUAAGGAAGACAAGGACAAGACCAAGUGGGAACAGCAGACCGAUCAGAUUCGCAAGCUGGUCAACUCAAACGGCAUGGAGGUCUUCUCAAAGUAUUUCCGCCGCCUGCUCCAGAGCAAUGCGCCGCAGAUCUUCCCGGGCAAUGCCAAGGGCGGUGACAACUCUGGCAGCUACGGCCUGCUUGUCGAAGAGAUGCACAAGAUAACGCGUGACCCCCAGCAAGCAUACAAGAUUGCCGAGUCAAUUGACACCACUGAGGGUGAUCUCUUCAGGGACUUUGACCUGUCCACAUUUAUGGAGCAUUUCAAGCUGGACCCCGUCGCCAAGACAACCCUAGCUUUGGCGUGCAAGACUUCGUCAAAGACGGAUCUGAGAACCAAGGCCGAUGCUAUCCUGUCCAACAACUACCAGAACUUCCUCAUGAGCCUCGUCAACUCCCAACCAGACUCACAAGACGACAUCCCAUCCAGCAUUCUCGCCACCGACAUCGACCGUCUGGCCCAAGACCCUCCACGCACGUGGAACGACGAGAGCAAAAACAGCCUGCUGUUCGCCAUCCGUACCAAGUACGACAAACUGACCGGCAUAUUACCUCCGGACGUCACCGCGGCGUUGCACAUGUUCGACCUACUCGAGAAUCAAAAUCCGUUGAUCAGGCACGUCCAGCGUGCCGGGCCUCGCGCAACCUUGAGCUUGGAUUCAUGCAAGGAGAUGCUCGCCUCAGUUGAAACGCGCGAUAUCAGCUAUCAGCAGGUUGCCAAUGCGCUUCUCUUCAUGGCAAUCACCCAGAAUGGCCAAGCAUACAACGCGAGCAACUUUGUGGCUGCAUUACGGGAGCACCGCGCGGGACAACGGUUGGACUGGCAGGACGUGGUUCACUCGUUCGAUCGUGAGAACCUGAAGGUCACAACGCAGCAGUUCCUGGCCCUGUACAACGCGUUUCUGCCUCUGGCUCAGGAGUACGAGAACUUCGACAUCCAGCUGCUGUGGGGAGGGUCUUGGAACCAUCAAGAAACCCAGCUUUCGUUCGUUGUGGCAUUCCUGGCCUGCUCUCCCGAAGACCUGGAUGUCACUCAGGUUCCUCGCUUGCGCAAGGCUUUCACGCUGGAGCAGUUUGAAGAUGCCUCUGAGGUAGUCAAGGAACGUGCAAAGGAAGUUGUUAAACACCCGCUCGUGUCGCUGGACGCGACGGCAGCUCUUUUCAACAUCAUCUUCCAGUCUCAAGAGACGUACAACAUUGCUCAACGCUCACAGAUUCCGCAGACGGUCAUUAACCAGAACACGGACAUCUUCGUCGUUGCCGCAUCCGCUGUACCCAAGCCAUGGGUUGGUCUCCAGGAAAUGGCCAUGCGUCAGCUCUUCGGACCUUUUGUCGAGAAACGCGUUCCGAACGUCUACAGCUUCGCACUGCAUGGUCUUUGGAAGCAGGACAGCAUUUGGGUUGCCGCCAGGUUCCUCGACUUCUACAAUGCCAAUCCUCUUUCCUUGACCACGAUUAUGGAACACGCGGCGGAACAUGCGUGGAUUCAAGAUCUCGUUGCGUUAAACUCCGAUAUGAGCUUGGACCUGGCAGCUCUUGCGCAUAGGGAGGGACUCUUUGACCUAGAUUCAUGGGCACAGGACACUCUGAGGCAAAUUCCGGUCUUUCCAAGGGUUCUCGCUUCAUUCCUUAACAACAAGGCGGAGACAGAUUUGCAAGCUCAGCGCGAGGGUGUCCCUCCUGCUAACGUCCCUUUGGCUGUAAAGACUGUUCACCCUCUUCUAGGCUUUCUCCAGGGCCACCUGCCGGACGAAGAGUUGGUUUCUCUGCAGCGGAUUUGCAUUGGAGCGUACCCGAGGUUGAUCAACUACGGCGAAGGCUUCGAUGAGAUUAUCGACGCUAACGGUAAAGACGGCAAUGCAAUAUCGCCGGAGGCCGAUAGGAAGAUGCAGGAGCAUUACAAAAACAUGUACAGCGGUGAGAGCGACGUGCGCCACAUCAUCGAGGAGCUACAGAAGUACAAGGCAUCCGAGGAUCCUGCAGAACAGGACUUGUUCGCUUGCAUGAUCCACGGUCUUUUCGACGAGUACAACUGCUUUGGAGAGUAUCCAUUGGAGGCACUGGCGACCACUGCUGUACUAUUCGGUGGCAUCAUCCAGUAUAACCUGCUUUCACGUAUUCCUCUCCAGGCUGGCCUGGCUAUGGUUUUGGAGGCGGUACAGGAUUACCCGCCGGAGGCUUCCAUGUACAAGUUUGGUUUGCAAGCGCUUCUGAACUUCUCCAACAGGCUCCACGAGUGGCCUAGUUUCUGCGACCGUCUUCUCCGUGUGCCGGGGCUUCAAGGCACCGAAGUGUGGAACAAGGCCGAAGAAAUCGUAAGACGGCAGCGCUCUGGAGAGGCCAACGGCGAAACCAACGGCGAUGCUCAGAAUGGCAUUUCUCUGACGAAUGGGAAUGUGGAGGAAUUCGGCCAGGAGUCAGCUGUCCGUCAGUUCAGCUGCUUGCACACCGACCCUCCACUUCGACCAGAACUUUACGAGGAUCCGGAUGAGGAGGUGCAAGAUAAGGUUCUGUUUGUGCUAAACAACGUCUCGGAGCGCAACAUCGUCGACAAGCUUAAGGAUCUCAAAGAAGCGCUAGAGGAGAAGCAUCACCAGUGGUUCGCCAGCUAUCUCGUUGAAGAGCGCGCGAAGAUGCAACCGAACUUCCAGCAGUUGUAUCUUGACAUGCUUGCUCUCUUCGAUGACAAGAUACUUUGGGCCGAGGUUCUUCGGGAAACCUACGUUUCUGUCAUCCGCAUGCUCAAUGCCGAGUCUACGAUGAACUCGUCAACCGAGCGCACUCAUCUGAAAAAUCUUGGUGGAUGGCUCGGUUCCCUGACGAUUGCGAGGGACAAACCUAUCAAGUUCAAGAACAUCUCGUUCAAGGAUCUGCUGAUUGAGGGUCACGACACGCAGCGACUUCUGAUUGUCAUCCCAUUCACCUGUAAGGUCCUCAUCCAAGCGAGCAAGUCGACAGUCUUCAGGCCCCCGAACCCAUGGGUGAUGGAGAUCAUCCGGUUGCUUAUGGAAUUGUACCACUUCGCCGAGCUCAAGCUCAACCUGAAGUUCGAGAUCGAGGUUCUGUGCAAAGGCUUAGAUCUUGAUCACAAGAUAAUUGAGCCAUCCGACUUCAUCCGGUCCAGGCCGCUCCAUGAAGAAGAGAUUUUGGGGCAGGCUAUACCAGAUGGCCUUGAAGGUUUCCACGAUUUGUCGUUGGUCGGCCUCAACCGCGCAAGAGCGGUGAAUGACCGGUUUUCGCCCGCUGCAAUUCAAGCAUCCUUGCCGGAUCUUGCUUCAGCUCUGGUCUACCCGCCUGCGUCUUCCAAUAUGGCAGCCACCAGCCGUUUGAGACAGAUCUUCCAUACGGCAGCGCAGUCCGCUAUUGCAGAGAUCAUUGCGCCGGUUGUUGAACGCUCCGUCACAAUCGCCGCCAUCUCUACAUCGCAACUAGUUGCAAAGGAUUUCGCCACUGAGGCUGACGAGAACAAGAUGCGGGAGGCUGCGCACACCAUGGUCAAGUCGCUAUCCGGCAGUCUCGCUCUUGUGACCUGCAAGGAGCCGUUGCGCAUGAGCAUCAUGAACAACAUCCGUAUCCUGGCCCGCGAUCUUCCAGAGCAAGCGCUGCCUGAGGGCCUGAUCCUCAUGUUUGUCAACGACAAUCUGGAUACGGUUUGCGGCAUGGUUGAACAAGCAGCAGAGCAGCAAUCUAUCGCGGAGAUCGACGUUCAAAUUGAAGGAGGCACUCGCGCGCGCCGUUACCACCGCAACACCAACCCUCGCGAGCCCUUCAACGAUCCCCCCGUCAAACACUGGGCUACUUUCAUUCCGGAGCCGUACAGACAGAGCCCUGGAGGGCUCAACGCGGAGCAACUGGCUAUCUACGAGGACUUCGGUCGUCAGGCUCGCGGCAUGUCCCAGGUCAACAACGCUUCCCAAGACAACGGCCGCCAAAUGUCAGAGGUGCUACAGGAGCAAUACCCUCAAGUUCCGAACCUACCUACGCCAGCAGAGCCCCCUGCUAUCCCCCGCCCGGGUUCCCAAGCUCCCACACGUCUUCAAACUGCUCCUCCGAUGUCUGCUACAAUGCCACAGGCUCAGCUCAAUGGCUAUGUCGAUGCUCAUACCGCCAGCGAGCGUGCAUUGACUCUCCUCUUGGAUCUGCAGCGCACUUCGAAAGAAGCUCAAGAGGAGCACAUUGAAGAGCUGGGACCAUCUGCCCCUACUCGCGAUGCUUUCGAGCAACUGAUCCAUCUUGUUGAGAGCUCGGGUACGACAAGGGACAACCUCUGCUUGGGCAUCGCCGGGCGCGUCGUUACCUACCUGUUCGCAGAGGCAGAGCGUCGCCUAGAGAUCGAGGUUAUGGUGCAGUUGGUCAUUCAAUUGUGUCAAAUCUCCGUCAAUACCUCUCGACAGAUUAUGAUGUGGCUUGCAAACAUCGAAAAUGAGCGCCUGCUUAACGCUCCGGUUGUCAUCUGCAUGGUUACCGCCGGCCUUCUUGAUCUACAGCGCGUCGACAUGGCGGCAUCCAAAGCUAUCCAAGCUCGCAAUUUGCACGCUUUGGAUUUCCUCUCCCAGUUCAUGGACGAAAUCCUCCUCGGUGCCACCCCUGCAGCUUUCCGCACAGACUUCUCUAGGUCGCUCGAAGCCCUUGCUCAAUGGCUCUCUGAGGAUUCUGAUCUGGAGGUCGGCAAACUGAUCAUGUCCAAGCUUCAAGUGCCGCAGGAGCGCGCGCCGACUCCUCCCGAUGUUGGUGGCAAGUACCAGGUUGAGUACGUGUUUGAAGAGUGGAUCCACCUGGUCCGCUACGGCCAACGUCAACCUCCUUCUGAGAGGAUGAUCGCGGCUUUCAUUAACCAGCUACAUGCCCGCGGCUUCCUGAAGAGCCAGAACGACUCUGCUCACUUCAUUCGUGUCUGCGUCGAGGCUUCGGUGGAUGCGUAUGAACGUGAGGAGCUUGUCCCCUUCCCCAGCCUGGACAAUGCCUACAUCUUCGUUGAUGGCUUGGCUAAACUCGUCGUGUCUUUGGUCGUCUACCAGAGCGAAAGUGAGGGCGCUACCGUCUCCAAAAAGCCGGGAUACCUUGAGGGAAUCCUAAGCUUGGUCAUCAUGGUACUGAUUCACCACCACCGUACCCGUCACGAGCGUUUCAACCAGAAGGUGUUCUUCCGCCUCUUCAACUCCAUCAUCUGCGAGCUUCACGACGUGAGAGAUCUUCUCCCGGGUCUUGAGCUAGAGUUCAUGUUGGUCAUGGGCAAGGCUCUCCUGGUGCUCCAACCCAAGCAUCUUCCUGGUUUCUCCUUUGCUUGGCUCACCUUGGUUUCACACCGCAUGUUCAUGCCUGUCAUGCUCAAGUUGGCCGAUGAUACUAGAUGGAAUCUCUACGCUAAGCUGACCGAAGUUGUCCUCUCUUACGCCGGUAACCUCAUGAAGCCGGUGGAGCCCAGCGUUGAAGCUCGCAACUUCUACCGAGGCGUUCUGAGGGUUCUUCUGGUCAUCCAUCACGACUUCCCCGAGUUCCUGGCUGAGAACCAUUUCCGCUUGUGCAAUGCAAUCCCGAUGCACUGUACCCAGCUGCGCAAUCUGGUCGUCAGCGCUUACCCAUCGUCCUAUCCUGAGCUUCCUGACCCCUUCACUGCGGGCUUCAAGGUGGACCGCCUUGAGGAUGUGAGGAAGGCUCCGGCAGUUCGUUGCGAUGUUGAAGAGCCUCUCAAGCUGCACGGCAUCAAGGAUACCGUCGACGCCCUUCUCCGGACGACCGAGCAGAGUCCGGAGGAAAUCCAGAAGCUCUGCGAUGCUAUCUACUCUCCUGAGCGUGAAGAGACUGGACUGGCUUUCGCUCCAGUUCUUGUCGACACGGCCGUUCUACAUUCCAUCGCCCUCUACGUCGGCAGCAACGCUGUCUCCACUGCUGGCAAGGGCCCAGUGUUCAGCGCCACCUCACCUCAUGCGAAGCUUUUGGAAAACCUUGCGAAGGAGCUGCGCGCUGAAGGCCGCUACCACUUCCUUAGCGCCAUGACAAAUCAGCUGCGUUGGCCCAACAGCCACACUCAUUGGUUCAGCUAUGCGAUUCUGCACCUUUUCGGUUCCAGCAGCGACCAGAUUAGCCUCGACGUCAAGCAGCAGAUCACGCGUGUUCUCCUUGAGCGCCUUCUAGUCCACCGCCCGCACCCCUGGGGUCUCAUCAUCACACUGCUGGAGAUUCUCAAGAACCGUGAUUACCAAUUCUGGGAGUUGCCUUUCGUCAAGGCGGCACCUGAGGUCGAACGCCUCUUUGGGGCCUUGUUCCAGCACAUCAACCAGAGCCCGAGGGCUAUUUCGUAA
Molecule: messenger RNA, 6882 nt
Organism: Lasiodiplodia theobromae
Lineage: Eukaryota; Fungi; Ascomycota; Dothideomycetes; Botryosphaeriales; Botryosphaeriaceae
Product: CCR4-Not complex component Not1
Exons: 4
Coding region: 1-6882 (2293 amino acids)
Biological process (GO): nuclear-transcribed mRNA catabolic process, deadenylation-dependent decay
Cellular component (GO): CCR4-NOT core complex; P-body
Molecular function (GO): molecular adaptor activity
Source: RefSeq, a predicted model, not a curated record